Molecule: messenger RNA, 1481 nt
Organism: Sitodiplosis mosellana (orange wheat blossom midge)
Lineage: Eukaryota; Metazoa; Arthropoda; Insecta; Diptera; Cecidomyiidae
Gene: Mppe
Product: metallophosphoesterase 1 homolog
Exons: 5
Coding region: 118-1197 (359 amino acids)
Biological process (GO): GPI anchor biosynthetic process
Cellular component (GO): endoplasmic reticulum
Molecular function (GO): hydrolase activity
Source: RefSeq, a predicted model, not a curated record
ACAAUUGACAACACACAGAAUUUCUUGUGUUCGUUUGAUAAACAUUGAGUUUUGCAUAGAACGGAGCCAAAAAUAUGGAACAUGAUUAGAACAGUCAUGUAAUUCUAUUUGAACAAUAUGUUUUUUCCUCGAUUAAAACGAUAUUUCUUGUAUGCAACUAUUAUCAUAUCGUUUGUAUUGAUAUCUAUCAAUGAAUUUUUUAUCUAUUCGCUGCAUCGACUAAGUUGGAGCUCAAUACGAUGUCGAACAGUCAACUGCACGACGAUAUUAUUUGUAUCCGAUCCGCAAUUGCUUGGCGAAACGUUCGAUACAAGUUUCUACAGUGGAAUUGCAAACCAUGAUUCGGAUCAAUAUUUACGAAAAACAUAUGCGCGGGCCUAUGCUUAUGCAAAGCCCGAUGUUGUUUGUUUUCUUGGCGAUUUGUUGGAUGAAGGCAGCAUUGCGGCCGAACCAGCGUACCAGCGUUAUUUAGAUCGUUUUAAAAAUGUGUUCAAAACAAGUGCCAGUAUUAAAAAAUUUUACAUUCCUGGAGAUAAUGACAUCGGAGGCGAAGGUUCUGAUUAUGCAACAGCAUUUAAAACGAAUCGCUUUCAUCGUAGCUUCAAUGAGACCAGCAAGCUAGUGAUCAACAAUCGAUUACGUUUGCUCAACAUCAAUUUGCUUACGCAUACCUAUCCAGAUCUCAACGAAACAUAUUCAACACCAGCAUCACACAAAUUGCUGAAUAUCGUACUAACACACCUAUCAGUUUUGUCAUAUCCGGGGCUUACAAUGAAAACGAUAAUAGAUCAAUUCAAGCCCAACAUAAUAUUUUCGGGUCAUUCACACUUAUCUCGGGUAAUCACAUAUCCUCCACAGAAUAUCGCAAAUCUAGUCGAUUACAGCGUAGUCAAAGUGAAUUUGAACAAUUUUAAUGUGGCUGAACAUCAUCGAAACUUCACAGAAAUCGCAGUGCCAGCAUCAAGCUAUCGAAUGGGAGUGGACAAUAUUGGAUAUGGAUACGCUGUAAUAGAUGGUGAUGAAUUACAGUACACUGUCCUCUGGUCACCGGAUCGUUUCCAAUGCUUAUAUGCCUAUGUCAUUUGGCUUGCUUUGAUGUCGUUAGCGUUUUUAGUAUGGAUUCUUCGUAAUUGUUCGCUGUGCCACCGUCGGGUGACGUAUCGAUUUCGAUUAAUGAUUGCAACCGACAAAUUUUAAUUCAUUCCCAACGAUUCGGCAACUAAAAUCGUAUUUCAAUAAUCAUAAUUCAAAGACAACUAAAUAUCUCUUAACAAUUUCGCUGCAUGUAUUUCAGAAAAAAAAAAUAUUUUCCGACUCAAACGCUUGUUAGAAGAAUUGUACAAAAAGAAAACUUAUUAACCAUUUAUUCCGUCUAUUCGAAAUACUUAAAAUUGUAUGCUUUUCAUACCUAUAUAUAUAUAUAAAAAAAUAUAUAUUGAACGAAUCUCCUUUUGAUUAUUUAAUAAAUAAACAAAAAUAAA